AUGCAGCUCGCCACUCGAAGACCAGCCGCGAAGGCGCUGUGUCUUUUCUGCUCCUUCCGGGGCGUUCAUUCGUCGACACGGAUUCUGUCGUUGCGAUCUCUUCCGAGGCCAAUUGCCCGAAGACCGGUCCCGUCGGGACUUCACCCGCUCAUCCAGACUCUUCGGCACAAUUCCUCGACGGCCCAGGCAGACGCGCCGCCGCCAACAGCAUUAUACUCACCGGAUGAUAUCAAAUCAUACGACAAACUAUUCAAUGCUAUAAAUGAAAAACUAUUUGCACAAACUGUCGGCGAUAGUCCGAAGGUCCCUCGUGAAACAGAGGUGAUUCUAGCCUUCAAGGCGCUUCAACGACUUGCUACAAACUAUUCUGCUCCUAGGCCGCAGGCCGCCAAAGUCACCAAGGCAAAUCCCAAUCUAAACGAUGCUAUACUCUCGCUCGCCGGUUCUCCGGGCGCCAAUGUUACCCCGAGUACCAGCAAGGAAUCACCGCCACAGCCAGUUUCGCAAUCCCAAGAUACAAUUGAGGCCGAGAAGGAAGCUAGGUUGAAUGGUCCGGUACAUCCUUUGAUGGACAUGGCGUACCAUAUAGCUAUUCACCCAUAUGUCUUUAUCUCGCCUAAAGUCCUGGCUGAAUACGUCAAGCUGGCCUCGAUCCUCAAAGACCCUUCUACCUUACCUUCAGUCUUCAAACUCUACGCCAACAAAGCUACCGUCUACGACCCUUCCAAACCAGCCAGUAAACCCAACCCUAACGCCGCCAAGAACGCAAUAUCAUUCCAAACCGCCAAGGAGGCUUUACAAGUUGCCAUAACAGCAAAGAAUAUGCCCCUAGCCCUGGAUAUAAUAGAUAACAGCAUGUCUACUACAGCAUGGUGUAGACAUAAACUCUACACGAAACUAUUACCGUUCGGUGGUGCGGCAGGCGCAGUUCCUAUUUGUUUAUGGAAACUCUCAGAUUGGCUCGCACAGUUCCAGGAACAAUGGGUACAUGAUAAAGCUGUGGCGUAUGCGUUUAUCGGGUUCAUGACAUACUAUAUCUGCACAGGGAGCUUGGGAAUGAUUGCGCUGUUAACAUGGAACGAUCAUAUGAUCAGAGUCAACUGGAUUCCUGGGGUAUAUAUGAGAGAAAGAUGGUUUAUGGAGGAGCAAAGAGCGUUGACUGAUCGAGUUGCGAUGGCUUGGGGUUACCAAGAGCCUCAGAAGAGAGGCUUGGAAACCGGAUGGGAGUGGGAGAUGUUAAGACAUUGGGCUGGGGUUAGGGGAAUGAUUAUUGAUAGUUCGGAUAUGGUUGAAGGGAGAGAAAUGACGGCAGAGAAGGAGGCGGAGAGAUUGGCAGCGCAGGAGAGCUUAUUGGGUAGGCUGAAGUUAAAGCUUGCGAAGCCAAAGGAUACACCGAAACCGAAACCGAAGAGAGUGUUCGAGUCAUAG
Messenger RNA from Orbilia oligospora ATCC 24927, 1428 nucleotides. RefSeq lists its product as uncharacterized. The transcript has a single exon. NCBI's taxonomy places the organism in Eukaryota, Fungi, Ascomycota, Orbiliomycetes, Orbiliales, Orbiliaceae. Bases 1 to 1428 code for a protein of 475 amino acids. The record is from RefSeq and is a predicted model, not a curated record.